CAAAAUAAGGUCAUUUCCGGUUUGUUGUCGAUAUUUUCGUCGGCUGGUUUACAAACUCGACUCUAUUGGUUUACUCAAGAUUUUCAGGUAAUUUACCACUCUUAAAGCAUAUUUAAUAUUUUUGGAGACGUCCUACAGGUUUGUUUUUUUAAUACAAAAUUCGUGCAUUUUAAUCAUUUUUUAGUUGUCAAAGGUAUUGAUUUGUACAUCGUAGAUUAGCAGUACAAGUGAAAAUUUAGGAUUGCUGUACAUUAAACUGGGUUAUCAAAUAUAUAAUUUGAUUAUUGUAUGUAAGAUGCCUACGAUAUCAUAAGAAUUAUUAAGUAAAUUAGAAUUAAGUGGUAUUAAAUAACUGAUCAACUAUUCAAAGUCUAUCCCCUAGCUGACUGUACUUUUAGAGGGUAACAAAUUCCAUUAAACAGUUUGUUAUACAACUGUAAAGUUCAUUCUAUUCUAAUACUAAGAAAAUUUCUUUUACAUAACAUUUUAAGCAAAUCGUUUUGUAUAAAAUUGCCACAUUUUUUUUAAUUGAUUCCUUUUUUUUACUGUCUAUUUAAGAUUAAAAUUUUCUGUAUCUUAAGGAUUUUAUAAAUUUAAAUAUUGAUAAUUUUUGUUUUUUUUAAAAAGCCAACUCCUUGUCCAAACUAAAUGAACUAAGUGCUUUUUAGAAGAAGUUAAAAUUAAAUAUAUAUUUUAUGCAUAGUAGGAAUAAGAGAGGGUAAAAAUAAAAAAAAGAACAGUAUCUCUGAAGGAAACUUUGUUCCUAACAGAAUAUGUAACGAAUGAAAAAUAUGGCUAUACCUCCAAACAGAACCGGAAUGCCAUAUAACAACUUCAAUGCUGAAUUUCCUUUACAGCAAAACGGCCCGAAACCAACAAUGAUGCCAGCAAACUCGUUUCCUAAUUUGCAACCGCCUAAUAUACCGCACAAUGCAUCUGCACCUUCAUUAGUUUCGUUGCAACAACCUGUAACCUCAUAUUACGCACCGCCAGCCGAUACUAAGGGAAUGGCUACAAACUAUGGACCACCCAUUGGUGGACUUUCGAAUAUGCAUAUAUCAUCAACUUGUCCACCCGUAUUGAAUCCAUCUUCAGUAAACAAUAGGCCGAGCACUGUACGACAACCUGGUGUUCCAGCGCCUCUGCCAUCGAAUUAUCAUUCAUAUCCGAAUAUUCCAAUCAUGCCUGUGCCUCAAGGACCUACAGGAAUGCAAAAUCCCGGACCGACCACAUCAUCUCGUCCCCCUGGUACUAUAAAUCAACCCAAUAUACCAGGACUUCCUCCAGGGUCUCUUCCUCCUCAGCCUACAGGUCCAUCUGUACCACCUUUGGGAGGUCUUAGUAGACCACCAGUUCCUUCUGGAUCGAAUGGUCUACCAGUCUCCUCCGGACCGCCAGGACCUAUUAUGCCUCCAGGACCACCUGGACAUAUUGGGCAUAAUGGGCCCCCUAUAUCUAUAGGACUCAAUGGUCCUCCGGGAUUGAAUGGACCAAGCGGCCCUCCAGGACCUUCAGGAAUAAAUGGACCGCCUGGGCCUAAUGGACCUCCAGGACCUCCUGCACAAUUCGGGUCCAAUAUUUCUUAUUCUGGUGGAACUUUUCCUCCUAAUCCGUCAGCACAGUUUAACGCUGCAAGUGCAUGCCCUCCACCUGCAAUGAGUUCAAAUUCAACACCUACUUUCGAUAGCAGCAGUCGACAAACUAGUACUGGAUUUGCUCCACCUCCGUUAACGAGUAGCACCUUAAAUACUGGGUUCCCCCCGCCAUUAAAUACAAACGGUAGAAAGCAAGUAUGGAAUUUAAUGCAAGAGCGUCAACUCAUAUCACCAGAAGGAUUGGAAACACCCGAACCAACAUUGCCCCAUGACUGGAAACAAGUUAACUGUUCGCCUGAAAUAUUUCGUGCAACUUUAAACGCAGUACCUGCCACUUCGAAUUUAUUGCAGAAAGCUCGUCUGCCUUUGGGUGUUCUUAUUCAUCCUUUCAAAGACCUUUCACAACUACCUGUUAUUCAAAGUCCACAAAUAGUGAGAUGUCGAGCGUGUCGAACAUAUAUUAAUCCUUUUGUCACGUUUGUUGAUAGUCGAAGAUGGAAGUGUAACUUGUGCUUUCGGAUUAACGAUGUUCCUGAAGGUUUUUGUUAUGAUCCCGUUUCUAGAAGUCAUGGUGAUCCUCAAAAGAGACCAGAAAUUCAGAGUGCAACAGUUGAAUUUAUAGCGCCUACUGAAUAUAUGCUCCGUCCUCCCCAACCAGCGUGCUACGUAUUUGUAUUAGACGUUAGUUUCAAUGCUGUUCGCACGGGAUAUUUACAGACAUUCUGUUCUAUGUUGCUCGAAUGUUUAGAUAAUCUACCAGGGGAUAAGCGAAUGCAAAUUGGUUUCUUAACUUUUGACCGAACCGUUCAAUUUUAUUCACUUGACGGAGCAGAACCGAAGAUGAUGAUUGUAGGUGACAUUGACGAUAUAUUUUUACCUACACCUGAGUCUUUAAUGGUUCACUUCCGUGAUGAAAAUAAAAAUGUUGUGAAAGAGUUAUUGGAAAAGCUACCAUCAAUGUUUGAAGACAAUCAAGAGACAGCCUCAGCUCUUGGCGCUGCUCUUCAAGCUGCACGUAUGAUGAUAGCAACUACAGGAGGUAGAAUAACUGUUGUUCAAACGAUCUUACCAUCUGUCGGUCCUGGAAGUUUAAAGUGUAGGGAAGAUCCAAAUGACAGAGCCAGUAAAGAGGUGAAAAAUUUGGGUCCUGCAACUGAUUUUUACAAGUCUUUCGCAUUACAAUGUUCUGAGGUUCAGAUAGCUAUCGAUUUAUUUGUACUCGCCUCCCAAUACGUCGAUUUAGCAACAAUCAGCGGCAUGGCCAAGUACUCUGGAGGAUGUCUUCAUUAUUACCCAGGAGCUCAUGCUCAUAACAAUGUACCAGAAUUGGAAAGGUUUGAAGAGGAUGUAAGGAGAUAUUUAACUAGGAAAAUUGGUUUUGAAGCUGUGAUGAGACUACGGUGCACUAAAGGGUUGGCUAUACAUACCUUUCACGGAAACUUCUUUGUGAGGUCUACUGACUUGCUGAGUUUACCCAAUGUUAACCCAGAUGCUGGCUAUGGAAUGCAAUUGGCAAUAGAAGAAAAUUUAAAUGAAAUGCAAACAGUUUCUUUUCAGGCCGCAUUAUUAUAUACUUCAAGCAGGGGAGAAAGAAGAAUAAGAGUUCACACUCUUUGUCUACCAGUUGCAAACAGUAUUCAAGAAGUCUUUGCAAAUGCAGAUCAAGAAGCAAUUGUUGGUUUAUUAGCUAAAAUGGCAGUUGAUAAAUCGUUAACCUCUCUAUCAGAUGCGAGAGAUGCUAUGAUAAAUGCAGUUGUUGAUAUGUUGUCUAGUUAUGCUAGUGCAGUAGCAGGAAGUAAAGUUCCUGGAACACUUGCCUGCCCGGAUUCACUCCGACUUAUGCCCUUACUCGUAUUAGGAUUGAUUAAAUUUACGGCAUUCAGAGUCGGCAUUUCAACAAAAUUAGAUGAACGAUUUGCAGCUAUGGAACUCUGCAAAACUGAACCCUUACAGUAUCUAAUUCUUCAUAUAUAUCCAAGAUUUUAUCCUGUUCAUAAUCUGGACACUAAACAAUUAAUAUCGGAGGGUGACGAUGAUAUUCCGCAAGCACCUGUGAUGCAUCUAUCAGCUGCUUACCUGGAAAGAACUGGAGCAUACAUAUUAGAUGCCGGCUCAAAAAUGUACUUGUGGUUGGGUAGUGCCAUAGAUCAAAAAUUUGUACAGCAAGUUUUUGGAGUUGAAUCGUUCAAUAGGGUACCCGAUGGAUUAACAACUUUACCAGAAAUUGAAACUGACUAUUCAGAGUUAUUAAGAAGUUUUGUAGACAAUUUAACAAGCAGUAGACCAAUGAGUGUUAGUUUACAGCUUGUGAAAGAUGAUGGAAAGGGUAGGGCUGCUUUUGCUCAACGUUUAGUUGAAGAUCGAACAGAGGGGGCGCUAAGUUAUUAUGAAUUUUUGCAGUACUUGCAGAAAGAAAUCAAAUAA
Dimorphilus gyrociliatus is the source of this 4019-nucleotide messenger RNA. Lineage: Eukaryota; Metazoa; Annelida; Polychaeta; Dinophilidae. The record is from the annotation of a GenBank genome assembly.